This is a messenger RNA of Trichobilharzia regenti, 3296 nucleotides long. Lineage: Eukaryota; Metazoa; Platyhelminthes; Trematoda; Strigeidida; Schistosomatidae. The record is from the annotation of a GenBank genome assembly.
UACGGAACUAGCGAUAUAUAAACAGCCAGAUGAUCUAUUUUACCGGGCGGCUAUAUUUUCCUGGGAUUUAAUGGGCAUGCAAGGGAAAUUAUUAUGUUUUUAGUAUUUUAUUUGAAUUUCAAAAUAUUUUGUUCAUAUCUGCAACUUUUACCUGUAAUUUCAUGGGCAGAUCAGAUUGUCAUUCGUACCAAUUACGGAGCAGUUAGUGGAAAACAGAAAUAUGUACAUGGAAAGAAUGUUUAUCAAUUUUUAGGAAUACCUUUCGCCAAACCGCCCAUAGGUGAUCUGCGUUUCCAGUAUCCAAAACCGCCAGAUCCUUGGAGUCACAUACUGGAUGCUACAAAGCCGCCCAAGACCUGCAUGCAACCCUUGCCUGAAUAUCGUGAAUUUACUGAUGCUACGACACGUGUCUGGUUGAAUACAACAGAAAUGAGUGAAGACUGCCUUUACUUAAAUAUUUGGACUAGAGCCAACAGUAAUAAUUUUACACAUGAUGAUUUGGAUGCUGCUACGUUUGGUGCUGGUGAAUACAAUCCCCUGAUGCUUGAAAGUAGUGCUGUGUUUGGACCAAAAGGUGGACGGCCUGUUAUGGUAUGGAUACAUGGGGGAAGUUUAAUACGUGGUUCUGCAUCACUGGAAUUGUAUAAUGGAGCUAUUUUAGCUGGGAAGAUGAACGUUGUAGUUGUUAGCAUACAAUAUCGAUUAGGUCCACUUGGCUUUUUAUAUUUGGGUGAUAAUGAAGUGCCUGGAAAUCAAGGAUUAAUGGAUCAAGUCGCAGCUUUUCAAUGGAUCCGUGAAAAUAUUGCCUAUUUCGGUGGAAAUCCACAACAAGUAACAAUUUUCGGUCAUUCUGGUGGUGUGAUCUGUGUUGCACUACACUUAAUCUCACCAAUGUCUAACAAUUUGUUUCAACAGGCAAUAUUACAAAGUGGUUCACCAUUAGCUUGGUGGGCAGUCGAAAGUUCACAUACAGCUUUGGAGAAAACACGUUUACUAGCACACUUAAGUGGAUGUAAAGUUGCCUCUGGUGCAAAUGGUGGAAACUCAAGAGAUUUAGUGGAUUGUUUAAGAAGUGUAGAUUCAGAAACAUUGGUUGUCAAUCAAUGGCAUAUGCAUUUGUUACGUAAUGGAGAGAAUUCCUCACGAACUAUUCAGUUGAGAAGAUUGUAUCAAAAUAGAGCAAGUCAUCAUCUAUUAAGUACUGCUGGUUAUUAUUUCGAUGUUCCAUUUAAACCUGUCAUCACAGCACCAUUUCUACCUGAAUGGCCAUAUGAAGUAUUAGGUUCGGGUAAAUUGAAUAUUCGACAUCGUAUCAUGUUGGGAGUGAAUAAAGAUGAAGGUAUUUAUCAUCUUGUCCAUGGCCUACGUAUGUAUUUUAUGUCACCUGGAUUAUGGCCACAGAUGCCAAGUGAAUUUCGUCAUGAUACAGCAAUAAUGGAUCCGUUGGAUUUAUUAGCAUUUUAUAUUAUGGAUGAAAAUUUUCUCCAGUCAAUUUUACUACAGGCUACUGUAUUUGAAUACCAGAUUCCUAGCCGGGCCCUAGGAACUGAUAGUUGGACAUCAUUGGAAGUUGUCAAGGCGUUGAAUGAAGUUGGAGGGGAUUAUAAUAUAAAAUGUCCAGUUGUUGAAUUCGCUGAUUUCUAUUCACGUGGAGCAAAUGCACAGGUAUUUCUUUAUUCAUUUGAACAUCGAACAUCAAGUUUAACAUGGCCUAAAUGGACUGGUGUUAUGCAAGGCUAUGAAGCUGAAUACAUAUUUGGCGCUCCAUUCAAUCAAGCAUUUACAGAUAAAUUUUACAAUUUUACUAAUGAAGAAAAACGACUUAGUGAAGAAAUGAUGCGAUUUUGGACAAAUUUUGCAUCAACAGGGUCUCCAAAUUUAAAUCCUGGGGAAUUCCAUACACGUAACAAGGAGCUUUAUUGGGAUAGAUAUGAAACAUACUCACCACAAUCCGUAGCGAUUCUUAACGCUGGGACAUCACUGACGUCGAAUUCAGUAUCAGCGGUAGCAGCACCAGAGGGAACAUCUUCGUCUGAAACAUCUUCGUUAAAUUCACGAAUCGAUGAUUCACGUAAACAUAUGGUUUUUGCAUUGCCACGUUCAUAUAUGAGUAGAAAUCUACGCAGACAUCAUUGCAUGUUUUGGCGUGAACAGUUGCCAGUGAUGAGAGAAAGAAUUUUGUACAAUACUGCAUGUAGGUCUAGUCAGCAUACUGGGCAGCAAAGAAUGGAUAAUGUGAAAAAUUCUCAAGAAACUGUUGGCACUCUGUAUCCAAAUAUUAUGAGACCUUUCAGUCAAAAGAAUCAGUCUACAACAAGUCAAGCUAGCAGUAAUUUACGUCAAAUAAACAUUAGGCUUUAUCUUGUUUUAUCUGGCUUGUCAGUUUUUUACUCAAGUAUACUACUACUACUUUAAGGCGUUAUAUUCCCUAUUCCCAAAGUCCAUGAUAUAUCGGUUGUGAACUCCAGUUUUCGUGGUUGUGAAAAUUUUAAAAGAGGAUAUUCUUUUUUUGUCGUUAUUAGAUCGUUUGUUACACCUCAUUAUUUGUCGUUUUUCAUCUUGAAUUUUGUUUAUUUCUUCUUUUUUUGUUUGUUUUUAUAAUCAAACCAUUGAAAAGUUUAUUCCACACCAACGUGAUAUUUUUGUCAAAAAACAAAAUACUUAUGAUACAGUUGGUGGUACCCCUUAUUACUGGUUGUGAAUUAAAAUGAAAGGUUGUGAAAUCACGGGAUAAAAAUAAGCAUCCCUGCCAAACCCCACUCCGUUAAAGGUUGUGAUUUUCUAAUGGUUGUGGACAUUUUUUGAGUGAAUUUGCUUGACUUCGUCAUUGUGCUUAACUUUUUUCUCUAUGAUUUAUAUGAUAAUUUAUGAAUUCAAUAUAUUAUUCUGUUAGAUUUUGGGUUUUAUUUCUUUUCCAUUAAUAAUAUGAACUCUAUGAAACUUUCCCUUUAUAAUAUGAACUACUUAUAUACAUGUUUCAGUAAUAUAAUUUAUGUAUAUACAAUAUUUCUGUAUAUGCAUGUAUGCAUAAAACGGUUGUGAUUUCCACAUUGGUUGUGUAAGGAUUUAUUUCUACAAUUUUUUUUGCUGUAAUCCAGUUUUAAAUUUAAAAAUCAGUUAACCACCUUUUUGCAAAGCUGCAAUUUGUCUGUAUGCAACACCAGUGUUUCAUGUUAAUAUAUGUGUAAAACUUGGGCACUGUGGUAUUAAGUAAUUCCAUAUUAGUUUGAUUAUUAAAUGUAUCACACAGUGAAACAGUAUUGUAUACUGGAUGACGUUUCGAACACAAUUUAUUG